AAAAUACAAAAAAUGGAGUUUCCCUAAUCCCCAACACGUGCCUCACCAUCUCUCGUUCGCUCUAUCAGUCUCUCAGUUUUCUUUUGGGGUUUCUUCUCUCUCUCCAUUGCUUCUCACUCGCUCUCUUGUCUCUCAACAAGUACACAAACGUCAAAAGCUGGGAUGGAAGCCCUUGGUUCUGUGGAUGACCUUUUGGAUUUCUCAUCUGACAUAGGCGAGGAUGACGAUGACAACACUAAGAAAGCCUUUCCUUCACUUAAACCAAAAUGCGGUGAUCCACUGUCGCUUGAUACAUUGGACCUGGCCGAUCCAAAUUCAUUUUCUGAGUGUGCAGAAGAAGAGCUUGAAUGGUUAUCCAACAAAGAUGCGUUUCCGGCUGUGGAAACAUUUGUUGACUUGGCCUGUAUUCAACCAGAUAUUUUGAAGUAUCAAAGGACAACCCCGAUGCUCGAGAACAGCACAAGCAGUAGCAACAGCAAUAACAGUAGCAACAGCAUUACCCUGCUAAGUGGCUACAAUCACAUAAAGUUCCCUGUCCGUGCACGGAGCAAGUCUCGCAGUAAGCCUCGCAUUGGCCUUGCUGACACCUCUAACCAGCUAUUCUCGUGGAGACUACCGAGUAACAAAGUUUCAAAAGAACGAGUACAAACCUUGGCCAUUGGGAGGAAAUGUACUCACUGUGGAGCCGAGAGUACUCCACAAUGGCGGGCAGGUCCAAAUGGUCCAAAAACACUUUGUAAUGCAUGUGGGGUUAGGUAUAAGUCUGGCCGACUUGUGCCUGAAUACCGCCCUGCAAAUAGCCCAACUUUUCGCAGUGACGUGCAUUCUAAUUCCCACAGGAAAGUAUUGGAGAUGAGGAAGCAUAAGGGAAUGGGUUGAUAGUCAUGGAUAAAAUGAAAAAUGGUAGUGAAACAUUGCUUUUAGCAUUUAGCAUUGCUAAAAGUUAGGAUUUUGUUUUUCAUUAUAUUCUGAUUAAUUUUUAGUCCAUUUUUGCUAUGGGAUGAUUUAGAUUGGCAGUGAAAUUUUUUGAUUAAAAUUGAAAUUAGAGUCAUUAAAUCCUUUUCAUAAAAUUUAGGUUUUUUAUUUUUUUGAUUUGAUUGUUUUUAUUCUGGUAACAUGUACUUUGAUAGUGAUCAGGGAGAAGAUGGACUGUUGGGAUUUACUUGGUCCCUUCAUCAGGUAGAAACUCUUAUGAUUUGAUAUGUUCUCAUCUUGAUCUCUAUACUUCACUUUUGGUUUCCGUGUUCGUCGACACCGACAAUUGACCAUCUCUGCAAAGCUUAUUUUCCUUUCUCUUAAUCUACUCCAUUGCACCUUAUGAUAUAUUGACCUUGAGUUUUUCUUCAUUGAUACCAUUCCACCUCCUCUUCUAUGUGAUUUCAAGGCGCUCCUUUCAAGCCCUUUCCUCUCAUUAUCAUCCUUAUUCUUAAACACUUUCUUUCCAAUUUCCCUUCUAUCCCCUUUCACCUCUGCCAAUUCUUUCAUGUGGACAGGUUCUAUGUGCUUCAUACAGAGCUAGCUAGAUUUUCUGCAUGAUAAAAUUACAGAUGUUAAUGUUCAGGGUUAUUUAUGGUGUCUAGUGUGGUGAUACUAUAUUUUUAUGCAAGGCUCCAUCAUAAGGAGUUUAAUCAUAAUAUAUAUUGAGUUUGAGUUAUUUGUAUUGAUGAGGGAUUGGGGUUGUUUUCUGCCUUUGACCAUAUUGCCUUGGAAUCACUAAUGCUAACUAGGAAUGGUAAAAUAGGUUGGAUCUGCCAUGUUAAUAAGACAUUUUUGUUGGAUUGAGCCAAGAUUUCGAACCAACAUUUUAUUUUCUAGUGUUUUUACGUUAAUACCCUCAUAUAAAUACUAUAAAUUUUAAGAAAUGCAGGCCGC
Messenger RNA from Vicia villosa (hairy vetch), 1872 nucleotides. Its product is annotated as GATA transcription factor 1-like. The transcript has 3 exons. The record is from RefSeq and is a predicted model, not a curated record. Gene Ontology annotation, molecular function: zinc ion binding; sequence-specific DNA binding. NCBI's taxonomy places the organism in Eukaryota, Viridiplantae, Streptophyta, Magnoliopsida, Fabales, Fabaceae. Bases 163 to 879 code for a protein of 238 amino acids. Gene Ontology annotation, biological process: regulation of DNA-templated transcription.